AUGAUACAUGAGAUUAAUGAAUCAAUCUAUGGAUUUGUAAAUUCCUUAUUUCCUGAAUGUAAAGAAGCUAUAGAAGAGAAUAGGGCACAUGAAUUAACAAAUUAUUGGGAUGCACAUUGUCAGAAAAUUAAUGAUUUUUCAGAGGUGGUUAAGUCCGAUGUUAAAAAUACUAUAUGCCCCCAAGUUAUGUUAUAUUUAUAUAAAAUAUAUAGCGUACAAGAAAAUCCAUUAAAAGAAGUCGGUUUUAAAUACAUAUAUUAUUGGCUUUACAAGGAUCAUCUGAAGGAGGGGAAAAAAAGUAGUGAUAUAAAGACACUUUAUGAAGAAUUGUUAAAAGUAUACAAUGAUUUUUCCAAAAAUGUUUCUAAUAUCGACUUCUAUCAGAAAAAUAAGUCUGACGAUGAAUUAGAGAACCUAAAAGACAUAUAUGAUUUGAAUAUUAAACUUCAAAGUAUACAAAACACAUCAUAUUGUAAUAUUAACAACAGAUGUGAUUGUGCCGAGCAAUGUGCUAAAAUUUAUAAUCGCCUCAAGAGUGCAUGUAUAUCCCAUUAUGAUCAUAAUUUACAUAAUGUAUUAGAUAAAUAUAGAAAUAAAUUUAUUGAUCUAGAAUUAAAUUCAACAUGUGAUAAUAUUUUACAUUUAAUAUUACCUUUAUCUCAAGAUAAUAAACAAAUGAUUAUUUCAUCCAAAUCUAGUAUUGUGUUUCCUAGGACAAUUCCAAUUUUUGUAAUGUUAAUAUUGUCAUUCUUUUUGUUUCUUGUGUAUAAGUUUUCCCCAUAUGGCUUAUGGAUGAAACAUAAAAUAAAAAGUAUUAAAAAAAAGGGGAAUAAUGAUGAUGAAAUAUCCAAAAUCAUGGAAUUUUCUGAAAUAUAUAACGAUCUUUCUAUGAAUUCCAACUAUAAUUUAUCAUUUUGA
This is a messenger RNA of Plasmodium gonderi, 918 nucleotides long. Its product is annotated as variable surface protein. NCBI's taxonomy places the organism in Eukaryota, Apicomplexa, Aconoidasida, Haemosporida, Plasmodiidae. The transcript has 3 exons. The coding region runs from base 1 to 918 and encodes 305 amino acids. The record is from RefSeq and is a predicted model, not a curated record.